Molecule: messenger RNA, 540 nt
Organism: Cutaneotrichosporon cavernicola
Lineage: Eukaryota; Fungi; Basidiomycota; Tremellomycetes; Trichosporonales; Trichosporonaceae
Exons: 2
Coding region: 1-540 (179 amino acids)
Source: RefSeq, a predicted model, not a curated record
AUGUCAAUCGCAACAUCCAUCAAAUCCCCCCUUGCGCUCUUCACGCACGUCAUCGUCUACGGCCUCUGGAUCCUCUCCAUCAUCCAAAUCACAAAGUACAAGGACAUGUACGGCCAGGGCGUACACAUGUACGUCCCCGUUGUCGUGGCCAUCUGCACCAUGGCCUCCCUCCAAGUCGUCUACCACGUCAUCUACUGGAUCUCCAACAGCCGUCCCCUCUUCUCUGUCGGCAAGAUGAUGGUCAGCAUGGUCUUCUUCGCUUUCUACGCGUUCGGUACCGCGGUCGCACUCACCGUCCAGCGCCAUGACUUUUGCCCAACCCCGCCAGUCGGGUACUACCCCACUGGCGCACAGUACGGCGUCAGUGACUGCCAAGGCGUUAUUCGCGGUAUGAUGGGUCUCACUUGGGCUGUGUUCAUUUGCGACCUCCUGUAUAUCGGUUACCUCGUCACUUUGUCCCGUUACGGAAUGGCGACCCCGGUUGGGAAGGCAGGCGAGAUCGUCGUCAACCCCGACGAGGAGAAGGCCCCGGUGCACUAG